Tympanuchus pallidicinctus (lesser prairie-chicken) is the source of this 673-nucleotide messenger RNA. RefSeq names its product fibroblast growth factor 4 (gene FGF4). The record is from RefSeq and is a predicted model, not a curated record. Gene Ontology annotation, biological process: positive regulation of cell population proliferation; fibroblast growth factor receptor signaling pathway; cell differentiation. Gene Ontology annotation, molecular function: fibroblast growth factor receptor binding; growth factor activity. Gene Ontology annotation, cellular component: cytoplasm. Bases 89 to 673 code for a protein of 194 amino acids. The transcript is spliced from 3 exons. NCBI's taxonomy places the organism in Eukaryota, Metazoa, Chordata, Aves, Galliformes, Phasianidae.
UUGACCUCACUAUAAAGCGGGAGCUGGGGGCCAAGCGCCUUUUCGGAGCGACCGGCCGCCGGCCCGUGGCUGCGCGCCGCUAGCCGGGAUGACUCUCCCCGCGGCGCUGCUGCCGGCGCUGCUCCUGGGGCUGCUGUGGCCGGGGGCGGUGCGCGGCCGGCCGCCCCCGGGCCGCCUCCCCGCCGGGCCCCGCCAGCGGCGGUGGGACGCGGCUCUCUUCGCCCGUUCCGUAGCGCGUCUCCCGGCCGAGCGCCGCGACGCCGCCCGCGACGGCGACUACCUCCUAGGCAUCAAGCGGCUGCGGCGUCUCUACUGCAACGUGGGCAUCGGCUUCCACAUCCAGGUCCUGCCCGACGGCCGCAUCGACGGGAUCCACAGCGAGAACCGAUACAGUCUGCUGGAAAUCUCCCCUGUGGAAAGAGGAGUGGUGAGCAUAUUUGGUGUUAGAAGCGGACUCUUCGUGGCCAUGAAUAGCAAAGGCAAACUCUAUGGAUCUACCCAUUUCAAUGAUGAGUGCAAAUUCAAAGAGAUCCUCCUGCCAAACAACUACAAUGCUUACGAAUCCAGGAUUUAUCCCGGGAUGUACAUAGCCCUGAGCAAAAAUGGAAGAACAAAGAAAGGCAAUAAAGUAUCUCCCACAAUGACGGUGACACAUUUUCUUCCUAGAAUCUGA